UGGGAAGAAGAAAGAAGAAGAGAAAGUUUUGAGUCUUGUAAGUGCGAGAUGGAGAUACCAAGCUCUGAGGAGAUUCUUGAGUGUAUGAGCUCUUGUCUCUCUCAGAUCAAAUGGCGACUCAAACCCACUUCCAAACGCCGCCUCGAUAUAGAUGUGCUGGCACUAUGCACGGGAAUGAGACCAGUUGUGAUGAUUGACUAUGGAGGCAAGUUGCCUGAGCUUCAAGAUCGCUUGCUUUCCCUUCUCGAGCUUAUCCAAGAGGGUUUACCAGUCUUUAAAGAUCUGAGGGUUAUGGUUAUAGAGGACAUGAUUUACCUGAUAAAUGUUAGAAGACUGCCCAAGUGGUUGAGUUCAGAACCUGAAUUGUUCUUCGUCGACCUAGAACAAGAUCCUCCAGAGAUGGUGGAACAAAGAAAGGAAAGCAAUCUAGGGGUGCAGCUUAGGUCGAUUCAGAAGCUUUUCUCUUCCACAUUUCCUUUAGAUGGCGGCGAUAAUGACGCCAAGUCUUCUCAGUCUUCUUUGUUCGUUGAUCUUAGUUGUUGUUUACAAGACACUAAGGUUACAAUCCCAACACUAAACGGGUGGCUCCUGGACUAUCCGGUUGUGUAUUUAUUCGGCACAGAUCACAUAGAAGAAGCAAUCUACAACCUCUCAACCAAGUCUCUCCGCAUCUUCAAAGUUUUAGUACAAAGGAAUGGUACCACUGAGAAAGACUCUCUCUUAGAAGAGCUGACAAGUUUUUCGGUGCCAUAUGAUCUAAGCAUGGGAGGUAGCAAGGAAGUGUGGGCUGAAGCAUUUCUGGAGAGGAUGAGUUCAAGGUGGGAAGAAUGCAAACACAUUUGGAGAUCAUUGGAUCUGCAAGUUUCUGAAUGUUAUCCUCAAGCUAUUGUUCUUUAACGCUUUCACUACUUCAAAACAAUCCUUCUCUAACUUUGGUAAUGACUUCUCUUAUUCAUUAAAGUAAAACCCUUAAUACACAACA
Molecule: messenger RNA, 982 nt
Organism: Brassica oleracea var. oleracea
Lineage: Eukaryota; Viridiplantae; Streptophyta; Magnoliopsida; Brassicales; Brassicaceae
Exons: 7
Coding region: 49-897 (282 amino acids)
Source: RefSeq, a predicted model, not a curated record